Messenger RNA from Crotalus tigris (Tiger rattlesnake), 3974 nucleotides. RefSeq names its product dual specificity phosphatase 7 (gene DUSP7). The record is from RefSeq and is a predicted model, not a curated record. Gene Ontology annotation, molecular function: MAP kinase tyrosine/serine/threonine phosphatase activity; protein tyrosine/threonine phosphatase activity. The coding region runs from base 514 to 1665 and encodes 383 amino acids. Gene Ontology annotation, cellular component: cytoplasm; cytosol. Gene Ontology annotation, biological process: negative regulation of MAPK cascade; protein dephosphorylation. Lineage: Eukaryota; Metazoa; Chordata; Lepidosauria; Squamata; Viperidae. The transcript has 3 exons.
CUCUUUUUAAUUGAGACUGUCAGGCUGAAUCCACGAUGGAGCGAGAGGGGGCACGUAGCGGAUAUUGGAGGAGCAGCUCAGCCGCCUAAAUCCGACCAAAGAGCGGCAGCUUUUUUUUCCAGAGGAGGGCCGGCUGCCAGAGGCGCCUGGCAAUCCGUAGCUCCGCAGGAUCUUCCUCCCAGAGUAGGCAGAGGAACCGGAGGGAUUCGCUCGCCCGCACCUCCCGCUUAUAUCUCCAUUGGCAAGUGGAAGGGAAGCAGCCUAGCGGCGGGCAAAGCAACGGAACGCCGACUCCUUGGAAACGGCCGGAGCGCGACCCGCCGCCGACCCUCCAGCCGAUCGCCGCUUCGGGUCGCCUUCUCCCCCCUCCCUUUUUGUUCACUUUCCUUCUUGGUGGGUUUGGGGACGGCGGCGGAAUCCCCCCCCCCCGAGAGUGACUGGGUUUUCGGCGCGCGCGUCCCUGCUCUCUUCCCCUCCCCGCUCCUUUGCUCCUCGUCCCCUUGUGCGAUCCUCAUGAAAAAUCAUAUCUGGGGCAGCAACCCCCGGGCUCCCAUGGCUGCAGCGAUGCCGUGGAAGAGCGUGGAGUGGCUGCAGGAGGAGCUGGAAUCGAGCGGGGGCAGCUCGCUGCUGCUGCUCGACUGUCGGCCCCACGAGCUCUUCGAGUCCUCGCAUAUCGAGACCGCCAUCAACUUGGCUAUCCCGGGCCUGAUGCUCCGGCGCCUCAAGAAAGGUAAUCUGCCCAUCCGCUCCAUCAUCCCCAACAACGAGGACAAGGAACGCUUCGUUAAGCGCUGCAAGGCGGACACCGUCCUGCUCUACGACGAAUCCACGGCUGAGUGGCAGCAGGACGGCGGGGCCCCUACCUCGGUCCUGGGCCUUUUGCUACAGAAACUCCGCGACGACGGUUGCAAGGCGUACUACCUGAAAGGUGGAUUCAAUAAAUUUCAGACCGAAUAUUCAGAGCAUUGUGAAACCAAUCUUGACAGUUCUUCUCCAGCCAACUCUCCUCCUGCCUCUGUCCUUGGUCUGGGAGGCCUGAGAAUAAGCUCUGAUUGCUCUGAUGGAGAAUCUGACCGGGAACCCAGCAGUGCCACAGAGUCUGAUGGGAGCCCAAUCCCAAACAACCAGCCAGCUUUUCCUGUCCAGAUUCUUCCCUAUUUGUAUCUGGGUUGUGCCAAAGAUUCCAGCAACUUGGAUGUCUUGGGCAAAUACGGCAUCAAGUACAUUCUGAAUGUCACUCCUAAUCUUCCCAACAUGUUUGAGCACGACGGAGAGUUCAAGUACAAGCAGAUUCCCAUCUCAGAUCACUGGAGUCAGAAUCUCUCCCAGUUUUUUCCUGAAGCCAUCGCUUUCAUUGAUGAAGCCCGUUCCAAGAAGUGUGGGAUUCUAGUCCACUGCCUUGCUGGUAUUAGCAGGUCUGUAACAGUAACUGUGGCCUAUUUAAUGCAAAAGCUCAAUUUGUCUCUGAAUGACGCCUACGAUUUUGUGAAAAGAAAAAAGUCCAACAUUUCCCCCAAUUUUAACUUUAUGGGACAGCUUCUGGACUUUGAAAGAACUUUGGGACUCAACAGCCCAUGUGACAACCGCUCACCUGGGGACCAGCUUUAUUUUACUACCCCAACCAAUCACAACUUGUUUCAGCUGAACACAUUGGAGUCCACAUGAAGGAGAUUUUGUUGGGGGGACCUCAAACCUUGAAUAGCUUCUCUUGAGCAUUUCAAAUUCAUUAAUGGAAAAAGUUUUUCCAGUCAGCUUUGAAAGAACUGGUUUCUCCAAGCAGAUCUGCCUAGUUGCUGCUUAAUUGAAAAGGGGUGCACCAUUUAUUAGUAUUUGGAUGCAAAUCCAAAUGGUUCAGAAGUGUUACUUCAUUCACCAGAAUUAUUUCAUGGGGCAGAUGGCCUGACAUUCUGACUGUAGCUGUUACUGGCAAUAACUGUUUUCUAGUGUGUGAAGAGACUGAUACAAUACACUUCAUUCAUGCACAUGUACCACACACACGUGUAUUACUGGAUCAGUGUGGGUUGGCUUGGUGUGGAAAGCAAAGAAGACUCGUGCACUUAGCCAAUUUGACCAAUAAGUGUUGGCCCGAGACUGUUGUUUUACAUCACAGUUUACUUUUUUAAAAAGAGGUAAUCUUUACUCUUUCUUGGGGUCAAGCUCUUUUUCAAUAUGUAUGUUCCUGACUGUUUGUACAGACCAGGUUGCAAAACCAGUAUUUUAUUUUGUUCUUGUUCAAUUUUAUGUUUUUUAGAUAUAAGAGAGAGAAAGGAAAAAAUUCAAAUGUUUCUAUUGACCAAAUGCGUUUUGCACACUCUGUAAAGCCUCAAUAUGUUCUCUAGCAUGUUACUGGGGGUGGGGUGGGGAAAAGACAAAGGAAGACCUGUUGCUCUACUUGGGUAGCAUCUAGCUGGAGUUUUCAUUAUUUAUGAGAGCCAGCUAGCAAGUAUGCCCCUCCCCACCAUGUUCACCUUCACAAACAUUUCUGCACUGACUGCCAAGGUGACUAAGCACCAAUGUGCUUUCUGAUUAAAAACAAACAAACUUUGCCAAACCCUCCCCGGGUCCCAUCACCCCAUCCUAUUCUGUACCAAUCUCCACUCUAUUCAAUAUUACCUGAGUUAACAUCUUCUAUAACCUCCACCCAGAGGUGUUUAAAGCACGCUUGGAGGCUCUUGGUUGUAAUGCGCAACCUUUUUGACUGUUAACAUCACCAGCUGGCCUGAAAUCAUUCCAGCUUCCAAAGCAAUGAAAAUGCUAUUCAUGUUGUUAGCGUUUAUCUAGCACACUUGAUUCUUACAUAUAAAUGGGUGCAUAUAUAUGUACAAGUGUAUAUAUAUGAUACAUAUAUGUACAUAUAUAAAUAGCAUGGAAGGAGCAGCCUGGAAGUGAACAAAGAAUCAAAGAAUAUUGCUGUUGUAGAAGGCUUGAGCACAGACUUCCUAAGGCAGCUUCCCUCACCUGGCACUUUCCAGAUGGGUUGAGAUGACAAUGCCCAGAUUUCUCAUCCAGGUUAGUUUAGUCGAAGUCUUUCUGACAAUUCCGGGAAUUGGUGCCAGCAUGUGAAGGAAACCAGUUUGGGAAGUCAACUUGGGUACUACCAGAAGGUACUUUAAAUAGGAACCAUGGGAAGCCAUGGGAUUAUACUACUUAGGGAAAAACGAUGUUAAGUGUGUGUGUGAGAAAGAGGGAGGGAAGGCUAGUUAACUAUGGAGGCCAUUGGAGGUUUUUGGGGAGAAUUUUUUGGGGAGAACUUCUUUGCUGUGCCUUCUAUAACAAGAAGACUUGUCUAUAUUUCUCAUUAAUGUAUUAUACUAGAUGAGAGAAAAGUGGUGCUUAUUUUUUUUUUCUGGGAGGAGGGCAGAAUGGACGUUGAAAAUUAUUGGCUGCAGUGUAGUCCCUCCUUUUUCCCACCUCCCUUUCCACUUUCACACUCAAACUUUUAAAAGCCACGGAGUCUUUUCCCCCCUUAAAUAUUCAUUUUUUAAAAAUAUCCUUUUUUCAAAAGUAAAUAAAUCUCCACAUGGAAGAAUGUUUAAUGCUAUCACAUCAUGGAACUGUGAUGUGUGUGUGUGUGUGGGUGUAUGUGCUUUUAAGAAAAUAUUGGAAUGAUUUUUUUUUUUAAUGCAUCAAUGUUAGGGUUAUUGGGUCAUUUAGAGGCAGGAAAACGGAGCACUACACAUGGAUGAGCAAGCAGAUGAGGAAUCUCCUAACUGCAUCUUACCUCAAGGAGAAAUUUUAUUUAUCAGGGAUUUAGUGCAUCUGUAUCUUAAGCUGGUUUCUAUAAAGGCUUCCUGUCCCAAUGGUGGUCGACUUAAAAAUGCAUCCUCUUCAUAUAUGCGAGAAUUUGUUAGUGAGGGACAGCUUUUGCUUUCUGUGUUUAAUGAAGGAAAAAAUGAGUGACCCUAUAUAUCCUGAACCCAAUAUUGGGACUUUGUUUAUAUUGCAAAUAAAUACUAUUUUUUCUUUAAAAAACA